This is a messenger RNA of Colletotrichum abscissum, 390 nucleotides long. RefSeq names its product vacuolar protein sorting 55. Gene Ontology annotation, cellular component: Vps55/Vps68 complex; endosome. NCBI's taxonomy places the organism in Eukaryota, Fungi, Ascomycota, Sordariomycetes, Glomerellales, Glomerellaceae. Bases 1 to 390 code for a protein of 129 amino acids. The transcript is spliced from 2 exons. The record is from RefSeq and is a predicted model, not a curated record. Gene Ontology annotation, biological process: late endosome to vacuole transport via multivesicular body sorting pathway.
AUGCCGACCGCCGGGCUCAAGACCAUCAUCGCCCUUUCCUUCGUCCUCGCCGUCGGAUUUCUCCUCGUCAUCCUCUCCUGCGCCCUCUGGAAGGUCUACUACCCGCUUCUCGUUGUCGCUACCUACGUGCUGGCCCCGAUCCCCAACUGGGUCUGCUCGCGAUGCACCAACCCUGAUGACUUUGGCGAGGGUUCCGGCUCCGCCGUGCUGGACCUCGGCCGCUUCUGCACUGGGUUCAUGGUGGUUAUGGGAAUUGCCCUGCCCAUCGUUCUCGCCCACUCCGAUCUCAUCCAGGUUGAGGCCAUGGUUAUGUCGAUAAUCGGCGGUCUCCUCAUUUACGGAACCAUCAUCAGCUUUAGCAUGUUCUUUCAGGAGGAGCAGGACUUCUGA